Molecule: messenger RNA, 2742 nt
Organism: Henningerozyma blattae CBS 6284
Lineage: Eukaryota; Fungi; Ascomycota; Saccharomycetes; Saccharomycetales; Saccharomycetaceae
Gene: RSN1
Product: Rsn1p
Exons: 1
Coding region: 1-2742 (913 amino acids)
Cellular component (GO): plasma membrane
Molecular function (GO): calcium-activated cation channel activity
Source: RefSeq, a predicted model, not a curated record
AUGGCGUCGUCCAAUUCAACAACUGGUACUUCGACCCAACAAGUAUUAACAGCAUUAGUCUCUAAUGGUGUUAUCUUUGGUGUCUUUUUAUCUGCAUUUUUAUUAUUGCGUUUAAAAUUGAAAAGAAUUUAUGAACCAAAAUCUUCAUUCAAUUUAAUUCCUGACGAAAAAAAGCCAGAACCUUUACCAAGUGGUCCAUAUCAAUGGUUUUUACCGUUAUUAAAAAAAUCUGAUUCUUUUAUAAUCCAACAAGCUGGGUUAGAUGGUUAUUUCUUCUUAAGAUAUUUGGGAUUGAUUUGCAUUUAUUGUGGAUUUUCCAUGCUAUAUCUUUUCCCCAUUCUAUUACCUGUCAACGUAGUUCAUGGUAGAAAUGAAUCUGGGUUAAACAAAUUAGCAUAUCAAAAUGUUUUAACUCCAGCUCGUUAUUAUGCUCAUAUAUUUUGUGGUUGGGUUUUCUUUUGGCUAUUCCUUUAUGUCGUUUAUAGAGAAUUAUAUUAUUAUAAUUCUUUACGUCAAGCUGUUUUAUCUUCACCACGUUAUGCUAAAAAAUUAUCAAGCAGAACUGUUUUAUUCCAAUGUGUACCUGAGCAAUAUUUGAGUGAAAGAGAAUUCCCCAAAUUAUUCGAUGGUGUUAAAAGAGUAUGGAUUGCCAGAUCUGGUAAAGAAAUUGAAAAUAAGGUGAAAGAAAGAGAAGAUUUAGCCAAUAACUUGGAAAAUUCCAUGAUUUCUUUAAUUAAAUCUGCUCAAUCUGAAAUUAAUAAACAAAAGAAAAAAGAUCCUACAUUAAAUGUUUCAAAUGAUAUUAGUGACUACGUUCCUUUUAAUAAAAGACCAAAACAUAGAUUGAAGUUUUUAAUUGGUAAAAAAGUGGAUACCCUUGAUUAUGUUAAAGAACAAUUACCAACUUUAAAUGAAGAAAUUCAAGAAAUGCAAGCAAACCAUAUGGAUAUUAAACCUUAUAAUUCUGUCUUUGUGGAAUUCGAAUCUCAAUUCCAAGCUCAAAUUGCCGCUCAGAUUAUUCCACAUCAUGCACCUUUAUCUCUUAAUCCUUCUUAUGUAGGUAUUGAACCUUCUCAAGUUAAAUGGAUUAAUAUGCGUUUAUUCCCAUAUGAAAGAUUAUUAAGAAAAUUUGGUGCUAUCGUAUUCAUCAUUGCUUUAGUCAUUUUAUGGGCUUUCCCAGUUGCUUUUGUUGGUAUGAUUUCCAACAUUACUUAUUUAACCAACAAAUUACAUUGGUUGAAAUUUAUUUAUAACUUACCAGAUGUAUUAUUAGGCCUUCUAACAUCCUUAGCUCCAACCGUAGCUUUAGCAAUAUUAAUGAGUUUCUUACCAAAAAUUAUUAGAGCAAUGGCAAUUAUUCAAGGUGCGCCAUCUUCACAAGCAGUAGAAUACUUCACUCAACAAGCUUAUUUCGCUUUCCAAGUCAUUCAAGUUUUCUUAGUUACUACUAUAGUUUCCUCAGCUACUUCGGUAGUUACUCAAAUUGUACAAGAACCAACAAGUGCUAUGAGUUUGUUGGCUAGUAAUUUGCCCAAAUCUUCCAAUUUCUAUAUUGCUUAUAUUAUUUUACAAGGUAUGUCUGUGUCUUCUGGUGCAUUAUUACAAUUAGUGCCAUUGAUUAUGUUUUAUGCAUUAGGUUUAUUAUUAGAUAAAACACCAAGAAAGAAAUGGAAUAGAUUCUCAAAUUUAUCUUCUUUAGACUGGGGUACUACUUUCCCUGUUUACACCAAUUUAGCUGUCAUUACAUUCUCUUACGCAAUUAUUUGUCCAAUUAUUUUACUUUUCGCAUUCUGUGGGUUCUUCUUAUUAUAUGUGGCAUAUUUAUACAAUUUAACUUAUGUCAUGGAGGAAGCUCCAGAUGGAAGAGGUAUUUAUUACCCAAGAGCUUUAUUCCAAACUUUAGUAGGUGUUUAUAUUGGUCAAGUCUGUCUAUUAGGUUUAUUUGCAGUUGGUAAAGGUUGGGGUCCAAUUGUGUUACAAGUGAUCGGUAUUGUCGUCACAGUUAUAUUACACAUGUUUUUAAAUGUCUCCUUUGAUCAUUUAAUUAAAUAUGUCCCGGUCGAUACCAUGAGACCAUUAGAUGGUAAAACUGACACUCCUUCUUUUAAAAACUUAUACACUAAGGUUACCAAGGAAGGUACUUUGAUGGAAGAUGAAAAUGUUAAAGUAUUACCACCUUAUCAAAUUAGAAAAUAUCAUACCGCAAAUAAUGCUAAAAAAAAUAGUUUCGAACAAAAUACCAUUAGUAUCUUCAGUGAAAAUACUUUUGAACUUCAGAAUGAAGUCUCUACAAAAUUAGCAGAAGAAUCUAAAAAUAAUAUUUUAUCUAUCCCUCUAUUGGCGGAUGCAGAUGAAACCAUUAUUCCAUUUGUUCCAUUUUGGAAAAGAUUUAUCUUACCCCAUAUUUUCUCCUCAUACAAAGCUGUCAGAAGGAGAGUGCCUACAAUUUAUGGAUUAACAGAUCCUUCAGAACUUGUGGACGAAGAUGACAUUGCACAUGCUUAUGAUUAUCCAUCCGUUAGUGCUAAAUGCCCAUAUUUGUGGAUUCCAAGGGACGAAUACGGAUUUUCCAAAACAUUAAUAGCACAAUUCAAUGGUAUUAUUGAUAUUUCAGAUGAAGGUGCUACAAUUGAUCCUAAAAACAAGAUUACUUGGACUGAAAAUCCACCUACUUACAACGUUGACCAUGAUCCAUUUGCUGAUUUUAAUAUGAUUGAAGAAAUGAGUGAUGAAUCAAACUAA